Messenger RNA from Fusarium coffeatum, 822 nucleotides. RefSeq lists its product as uncharacterized. The record is from RefSeq and is a predicted model, not a curated record. Lineage: Eukaryota; Fungi; Ascomycota; Sordariomycetes; Hypocreales; Nectriaceae. Gene Ontology annotation, molecular function: actin filament binding. Gene Ontology annotation, cellular component: F-actin capping protein complex; actin cortical patch. The coding region runs from base 1 to 822 and encodes 273 amino acids. Gene Ontology annotation, biological process: barbed-end actin filament capping; actin cytoskeleton organization. The transcript has 7 exons.
AUGUCCGAUCUCGAAACCGUUUCUUCCUUCGUAGAGGGAGCUCCUCCGGGAGAGCUUGCCGACGUUAUCGCAGAUAUCAAGUCGCUGACCCUCGACUCCAACCCUGAUAUCGUUAACAGCCUUGGACCCGCCUUCGAGAAGUACAACGAGGAGCAGUUUGUUACGGUGAAACUGCCCGGCAGCAGCCAACCAGUCAUUAUUAGCUCUCACAACUCCCUCGGAGACGGUCGAUACUACGAUGUUGAGAGCUCUUCCAGCUUUGCCUUCGACCAUACCACGCAGAAAGCUAGCGCUGUUCAGAGCCACGUGUUGGAGGGAGCUCAAGCGGAUCUUGUGAACUCCAUCCUCAAAAGCCUCGGCUCUUACGUCGACGAGCACUUUGCCAACGCCGCGCACGGCGUCUACCCCAUUGAGUCGGACUCUAAGAUUGCCAUCGUUAUUGUAGGCAACAAAUACAGCCCUAACAACUUCUGGAACGGACGCUGGCGGUCGCUCUACAUUCUGGACCCCUCAUCCGGAGCUCUCGAGGGUUCUCUCAAGGUUGAUGUUCACUACUACGAGGACGGAAACGUUCGUCUCCUGACCAAUAAGCCUGUCUCCAGCACCAUCUCCUCCGCCAACGGUGCGGGCAUCGUUAGAGAGAUCUCGACAACAGAGAAGAAGUACCAGGAGGAGCUGAACAAGGGUUUCGUGAGCCUCAGUGAAGGCGCGUUCAAGGGUCUGCGACGACAACUGCCUGUAACGAGACAGAAGAUCGAGUGGGACCGCGUGACAAGCUACCGCCUAGGCCAGGAUAUUGGCGGCGGCAGCUCGAGGCGAUAG